This is a messenger RNA of Diatraea saccharalis (sugarcane borer), 2697 nucleotides long. The record is from the annotation of a GenBank genome assembly. NCBI's taxonomy places the organism in Eukaryota, Metazoa, Arthropoda, Insecta, Lepidoptera, Crambidae.
AUUAUAUUUAUAUAUUUCACACCAAAGUAGCUAGGACGUACACCUAUGUCGUACCAAUACAUUUGUUUAUUAAAAAGAAACAAAAUGUGUACACAACCUAGCAGGCAUUUAUUUUUGUAGAAUCAGGUAAUUUUUUAAUUUAAACUAUGAUGUCAUUUUAGAAGCUAACUUUAUAAUAAUGUUGGUUCGACUCUUUUGCAGAUACGGCGACUUCAAAGUACUUAAGUUAUUACUGAAAACAUAACACCGAGGCGUUGUCUGCUGUCACUCAGAAUACUCUUAGUGCUACAUAUAAGAUAGGUGGUGAUGUAUCUGUACUUGUUGCUGGCAGUAAAUGCGGACCCGUGAGUUCCAUUUAUAAAAAUUGGAUCUAGUGAUUUUUACUAAUUCUCCUUGCUUUGCAUUUUAUUAUGUUGGUUUUAAAUAAUUAGGUUACCACACUUGUUUUUGGCUGCAGAGAAGAAACCGUAUUGCCAAAACCGGUGGAAUAUCUAUCAAAUUAGCUAAACGAGUAAAAUACUUUGACUUUGACAAGAAAAAGGAGAUGCAAAUUGAAAUUAAAAAUUAAAAGAAUAUGAAGUCACUCUCCGUUACAUCAGAGAUUUUUUCGGUAAAAAGCAAUCAUUUAUUGGGUAAUCGAUCAAUAUGCCGUGCCAUAUAAAUCCAUUGAUUAAAUUAAUACAUUAAAUUAUUAUGUUUAUUAAAAAAAUAAGUAAAUUUUGCUUGCACAAUUUUCCUAUAAGUUACAAUCUAUAGUUUUAUUUUGAUAUGAAAAAAAAAUUAAGAAUGUAUAUACGAAAUAUUAUUUAUUGUACAGUCAACAUUAUAGCAGGGCUAUACAAAUCUGUCAAAUUCGUACUCAUGAUUUUGAAACCUUAAUAAUUUGAGGGUAGAGUUUAAAUAAAACUACGGAAGUUAGUCCUAUUGUGGUAAUCUGACGAACAGCCAUGUGUGUACAUAACCUAUUUUUUUUACGAAAUAUCAGUUAGUUUCGUUUUCAUGAUAUCAUGAAAUAAUUUGAAAGAAUAUAAGAAAUAACUUAUUUUUGUAUAUAUAAAUUUCGAAUAAAAAUAUAAUUUUAACAAUAACAACAAAUAAAUAAAUACAGUCAUUUAUUUCAAUGCAAUUGCACAGUACAAAUGACUACACACUCGCGGUGAUUGAGUUGAAAUAAAAUAAGUCUUAAUAAAUCAUAUGUUAUAACGCAUUUACUUAAGAUAUAAUUAUUAAUCAAACUAUCAAUCGUGUAGACGAGACAACAAAUUUAAAAUCCGAACAGCAUUGCCUUCAGCCAAUCAAAUUUCGUCAGAGAGCCAUGACGCGUCAUAAGCGCUAUUUUUUUUUAUAUUAAUGACCAUGACGUUCCGACCAGCCGGUCUAAACUCAACUGUGAAUAGUUUUAUAGAUACAUUUUUGUUACACUACUCGUAUCUCUAGAGUCAAUAAGUCGUGUGUAACUUUGUUAUCUUCUUUUGCAGCGGUGCAUAUGAAUUAGUGCUGACUAAACUAGUGUGAACUAGUAAUAGUGUUUUUGUUUAUUUUUAGAUGGUGCCUUUAAAAGUGUUGUGAGUGAAUGUUGAGUGGAAUAUUCCGUUGUUUACGUGUACUACGAUAUCGGAUGUGCAACAGUACCAGGGCAUCAUAAUGUUCGAGAGGUUUCUCGAGAUUGCUUACGAGGCGGAAUUGAACACUGAUGAAGACCCUGAACUACAGCAGUUGGCGUUCGAGCAGUGCAAUGAGGACCCAGCUACUAGGGCCGCAGCCAUCUCGGAUUUACGUUCAAUGAUAUACGAGCGAGGGGAAUGCCACCCAACGAGGACAGACGAUGCUUUUCUCCUAAGAUAUCUGCGAGCCUCCAAAUUUAUUGUGCCUAAAGCACAUAGACUGCUAGUUCGUUACUGCACAUUCAGGGAGCAGUAUCCUUACCUGUACAAGGACGUUGACAUGUGGAGUCUCACGAAGGUCGGGAACUCCUACGAGGGCACCAUGUUCGACCGCCCCGAUGUCGGCAGACUCUCCAUCUUCAGAUUUGGAGUAUGGGACCCAAGUGAGUUCCCUGUGGAAGAUCUAGUACGCGCUGGAAUGCUAAUGACAGAGAUCGGACUAAGGCAACCGAAACUGCAGGUAUUGGGCGGGACGGUGUUGGUAGAUCUGGAAGGGCUGACGUUACGUCACGUGGCGACACUGACACCUACCGUGGCGUACCAGAUCGUGAAUUUAAUGGGGGUAUCAUUACCGGCUCGUCUCAGGUCGUGCCACAUCAUCAACUACUCGUGGAUCCUCAAUACGUUCUUCUACAUCUUCAAGAGGUUCAUACCGCGGAACGCAUGGAAUAAAAUCUUCUUUCACGGAUACGACUUGAAAUCUUUACAGAAACACAUAGACUUAGAAUGUCUUCCAGAACGAUACGGUGGUACUUGUAGAUACUUUGCAAAUUACGAAACUUGGUUGAGUAAAAUUAAAAAAUACCGUAACGAAAACUUUGAUAAGGAUAUGAAGAGAUUAGGUUAUCUCGUGAAAGAAUAAGCUCCUGUGUAUACUUUAUCUUUUGGAAGAACAUAUUAAAGAUUUUUAUUAAUUCUGAAGAUUAAAUAACUUGAGAAAUAAACUCUAGGAAAAUUUUGUUAAGUAUGAAAACUGUAUCAAUAAGCUUUUUUAGAUGUAAUACUGUAGAUAUAUAACUGUAAAAUCCCGUAU